Somion occarium is the source of this 1133-nucleotide messenger RNA. The record is from the annotation of a GenBank genome assembly. NCBI's taxonomy places the organism in Eukaryota, Fungi, Basidiomycota, Agaricomycetes, Polyporales, Cerrenaceae.
UUUGGCUCGUUGGGGCUACCAACUAUCCUUAUCUCAUGAAUAGGAUAGAUUCACGAUACACCCACCCAUAAUGCACGCAUGCACAUGAAUCCGCAUGGGUGAAAGCCGGAAUACUUCAUCAGAUAUUAGUGACAAUAAUAUGUUGAUUAUUCACGUGAAUGGUAAAAAGCGCGGCUUGCUCAUAGAUUGGGAUCUGUGCAAGUAUAUCUCCGAAUUGCAAGAACGCAAACCACUUCACCAAAAUGCAUCGGGUACCUGGCCGUUCACCUGUGCCGUGCGCCUACAUUAUCCCAAGAAAUUUCUUGAGCUUGCGGACGAUAUCGAAGCAUUCGUGCAUGUGAUCACCUGGUGCGCCCUACGAUAUCACCGACAUAAUCUUCUACGAAAUCCUGGGGACUUCGCUCUGGUCGUUCACCAAAUAUUUUUCGAUUGCACCUCUUCUUCAGACGGUCUUCUAUAUGGAUGCUUUGGGAAGUGGUACAGGUUCCAGAACGUCCUAGAUAAGCUCAUGUGUCUCUGCAGAUCCCACUAUCGUGCUCUUGACCUUACAGAGCUGGAAAGGUUCCUACCGGCUGAUGUCCUCAAGAAAAUAGAGGCUCCGCAACAAACCUAUAUUAUCACAGAACCGCCAGUAGACUUGGACGCCCUUAGGUCACCAUAUGAAGAUCCUGCGGAGGACGAUGACGAUAUCACCUUCAAGAUCGCAGCACCGGAUGUCCAUGAAGAACCUGCGAUACGCACCCUGGAUGAACAUGUAUACAUCGUCUCAUAUGCUGCAGGUAGCGAGUUGAUCUCAGGCAAAGAUGUCCUGGGGGUGAAGGAGAGCACCGAGUAGGGUGCACAACACGAUCUAGAAUCUAAGUUUUAUUCUGCUUUAUAACUAAUUGGGUCAUCGCCGGUACAGCUUCACCAUAUGAACGCGCGUUCAGAUUGAGUUGUAGUCCGUGACUGGUUUUGUCAACUUGGAUGAACGAUACGUACGAAUGGACAUUACGUGGCUGUGCGACAUGAGAAGGCUCGACAUUACCCCUUAGUAUACUGCGUAUAAAAGCCUCGAAUCCUACUGGUAUAAUCCUCACACUCUAUAGCGAAAGAAGAAUUUGAGCCAAAUUGGCCUUUCAACUGUUUGCGUA